GGUUGGGUAUAGGUUAUCAGUUCACACUCUUGCCUGUGCCUGUGGUACAUACAGUAUCAUAUACUGAGGCAAGUGUGUUACCUUAUUAGUAUACAUGAGUUGUGUUUGGGAGGAAUAUUAGUAGACAUGAGACCAAUGCAGGAGAACAUCAAGGUGCUUUACUUUGCAAACAAAUGUCUGGAGCCAUAUGUAAUGAUCAUCACAGGGAACGAUUCAGUAAAGCCUCGAUGGAGCGUGUGCAGCUCAGAGGAGGGUAACCGCUCUGAGGGCGAGGAGCCUGAGGACAUACUUCCUGUUCUCCGAAACCACAGCCAGCUCCUCAACGACCAACACAUCGAGAGUCUAGCCAAUCACAUACCAGCAAGGACACAGGGGUAUCCAUGGAACCUGGUCUACAGCACAGCCAUUCAUGGCACCAGCCUGAAGACUCUGUACAGGCAAAUGGCCCACAUCGACAGUCCUGUGCUUCUGGUCAUCAAGGACAUGGAAAAAAAGGUGUUUGGUGCCUUCUCCUCCCAUCCCUUCAGAGUGAGUGACUGUUGCUACGGAACAGGAGAGACUUUUGUCUACAGCUUCGACCCUGCAUUUAAGGCCUACAGGUGGAGUGGUGAGAACUCUUACUUCAUCAGGGGCCAUAUGGACUCUCUACAGAUUGGUGGAGGAGGGGGGCUUUUUGGCCUGUGGCUGGAUGCUGAUCUGUACAACGGUGCCAGCUUCCCAUGUCACACCUUCAACAACCAGCCCCUGUCCACCCAGCAAGACUUCACAGUUCAGGACCUGGAAGUCUGGACUGUCCAGUAAACAGAGCGAGACGCUGAGAGACUCAGAAGCGGAAAAGAGAGAGAGAAAAAAGCCAGAGCCAGGACUAUCUAUGGUUUACAAGAUGGCUUUACUUGUGUUCAGUGAGGUUUAGCCUGUGUUCAAGCUGUUAAAGUACAGUAAGCAUAAUAUAGUAAGCUUGGUUUGUCCAAUGACUGUAUAUAUGAAUGGACAACGCAAUCAAUCACGUGACACCAGUCAUUCCUAUGUGAAAACUCAAUAGUGCAUUUGAAGCCAAGGAAGUCCAUUAAGAUGGCGUCUCAUGUGGGAGAUUUACGUAGGCAUUACAUGCUAGUUUGAGCUACUCCAGGAUGUGACGUUGCAGGCUAGCUCAGUGCUGCCCCCUCUCAUUGAGUAUUUCAUGUUAAAGGCAGAAUGGGGCAUGCUGCCAUUAGCUACUCAAUUAUGAUAGUAACUUCUUCUGUGUGCGAUUUUAAAGUAAUCGGUUCAAGCACAUACAUCUGGGGUAAUAAGACAUUUUUGUUUUUAUUUGUUAUUAUAUUUAUACGAAGAUUGACCAUGAAGAUUGCCAUCUUCCCAUUCACUGUACUAGGGAUCCUGUGUUUGGCAAAUAAUGCCUGCAGUACUGUGGUUGGCCUUGAAUGAGAGAGGGCAGUCAUUCACCCCUGGGUUUGUCACGUGUAAAACCUGGUCUAGUGACUUUUAGGCUGGUUUUACCUGUUUUACCAGCGCGUAACCUAUUAUACCAGCAUUAACUCAGGUUGUAUCUGUGUUUUGCGUGGUUAACUGAGGACUGUAUGGUGAGAGAUAAACAGGCUGUUUUACAGUGUCCUACUGUUUGCUGCUCAAUACCUGCUACUGAACAAGCUCUGUCCAAUAUGAGCAUUACAACUGGUUCUAGACAUCUAAGCUGUAAACCCUCCAUCAAUCCUUUGUUAUGGACAGCAUUUACAAACCAAAGCCCAUUUUAGAGUAAGAUCCUAUUUUCAUUACAAUUUCCUCAUAAGCUUUAAACUUUAUAGAGGCUAAGAUGAACACACUACUGUACUACCCAACUAUUUUGUAUUUAUUUCUGUGUCUGUGUUACAAGGGUACAACAUCAGAUGCCCCGUAGGGAUUCCUCACACACACAACACUCAGGUCUAGAAACAGCCACGGCAGAGUACUGUCUCUUAGAGCUGCUAAAAGUGGCCUCUAAUGGUUUGUACUAAAGGUAUGGGUUUAAAUCCAUGUUAAAUGUUUUCUUACAUUUCUAAAAGAGAAUAAUGAAAUUUGUUUAAAAGAAAGAAACAGGAUAUAAGAUGGACCAAUUGUUUUAGUUUGGCGUCUUUUUCACAUUCCUUUGAUGUUUUUUAUAUUUGCUAUAAAAAAAAUAUAGAUAUAUUUAAAGAAAUGUUAUCCAGGGAAGUAUUUUGUUUUGUUUUUCUGUAUGUGUGCUGUACAGUGCUGGCACUGUUAAUGGCUCCUUAUUAAAAUUCUGCAUUUCCAGGUGACAAAAAAAUGUGCUUUAAACUUGUGUGAUUAUGUGACUGAUUGUUUUAAGAUCAAUAAGCAUCAUUGCCUGAAAUAGUAAUACUAAUAUUAAUCUCAUCAACAACAAUAUAAAAGCAAGAUUCAUGAUAACAAAAGGACAUAUGACAUGUUUUAGAUUUACCCAGUAUUUUGAAUUAUCAUGCUUAGAUGCCCAGUCAUUUCUGUAUGUUGAAAUUAAGCUAGCAAUAGGUAGCCUAAGGCCACAUCAGUAAUCACUCAUUGUAUGAUUGGUUUUGAAAGAAAUUAUAAAAUGUCACAGCAUUAAUUUACAUGUUGCUGUACUGUCAAAGAAAGUAUGUUUGCUUAAUGAAAAUGACACCUGCAAUCUCAAAAGCAAGGCCUACAUAUGAUGCAGCCUAAUGUACUUUCACAACAGCUAAUGGGGAUCCUAAUAAAAUACAAAAUACCUAA
Oncorhynchus tshawytscha (Chinook salmon) is the source of this 2724-nucleotide messenger RNA. Its product is annotated as nuclear receptor coactivator 7. The transcript has 6 exons. Bases 127 to 801 code for a protein of 224 amino acids. Gene Ontology annotation, cellular component: nucleus. Lineage: Eukaryota; Metazoa; Chordata; Actinopteri; Salmoniformes; Salmonidae. Gene Ontology annotation, biological process: response to oxidative stress; regulation of transcription by RNA polymerase II. The record is from RefSeq and is a predicted model, not a curated record.